GUUUGGUACUCUGGUAUUUACCAAGUGAUUCAAGAACCGGCAACAAGACAAAUAUGGCAAAGCCCUCGAUAGCUCUCACAGAGAGCUUUGCUUCCAUCUCCAAAGCAACAAUUUCCAAGGACAUUCCUGAAGAACACUUGAACCGACUGGUGAGGUUUCUGGAAAGAGUGGGGAUCUGUGGAGAUGUCCCAGAUUAUUGCAGUACCGAAGGCUUCUACUCCAACUUAAUUGGAGGGAUUCUGAAGCCUCUGAUAGUCCUACGAGGCCGCGUCACUUGCUUGGUCUCCGUCAAACCUGCUGUUAUUAAUAAAUUUGGAGGAUUUCAUGGAGGAGCUAUUGCUGCUGUUGCGGAGGCUGUGGCCUUCACUACUGCGAGAACGGUGGUGGCUGAAGAUAAGGAGCUUUUCCUAGGGGAAUUAAGUAUCUCUUACCUCUCUUCUGCACCAAAGAAUGCAGAGGUGAUAGUUGAUGGAUCUGUAGUGCGGAGUGGGAGAAACCUAACUGUGGUUGCACAAGAGUUCAAGCUCAAGAAAACCGGGAACUUGGUCUACACUGCUCGUGCUACCUUCUAUCACACGCCCGUUUCGAAACUCUGAGUAAUUAGGUGAUUAACGUUGUUGUGGUUGCCUUAUUUGAUUGAUAUCACGAACGAAAACAAUGGUUCAUGCCAUAUGCAAGUGUUCAUUUUGAACUCUGGCUCAUAGAUUUUAGUAAUUUACACAUUCUGAAAUAAUAAGAUCAUUCAAUAGAAGAAAA
This is a messenger RNA of Argentina anserina (silverweed cinquefoil), 756 nucleotides long. RefSeq lists its product as uncharacterized. The record is from RefSeq and is a predicted model, not a curated record. The transcript is spliced from 3 exons. Gene Ontology annotation, molecular function: fatty acyl-CoA hydrolase activity. NCBI's taxonomy places the organism in Eukaryota, Viridiplantae, Streptophyta, Magnoliopsida, Rosales, Rosaceae. The coding region runs from base 54 to 596 and encodes 180 amino acids.